Messenger RNA from Phaedon cochleariae (mustard beetle), 3759 nucleotides. NCBI's taxonomy places the organism in Eukaryota, Metazoa, Arthropoda, Insecta, Coleoptera, Chrysomelidae. The record is from the annotation of a GenBank genome assembly.
AUGGAUCAGAACGAUUCAGGACGUGAGGGGAGCUCCUACCAAAUAAAACUUUUGGCACUUAUCGCUUUAGAAGGCCUCAAUCAUGAUGGAAACUGGAAAGAAUUCACUGAGUAUAAUGACGCUGGAGAUUUCAAUGACAUCGUUUACCUGAGUGAAAAUAAAAAUAGCAGCUUUGCAAUACAAUGCAAACAUAAAAGAGAUAAGAAGAAAACCAAAAUUUCCAAGAAUGAUUUAGUGAAGAAAGGUGAUUUCUAUCUCCCAAAGUAUUUCAAAUCAUUUCAAGAGAUGAAGAAUAAAUGGAAGAAGUUCGAUGAGAUGAUCUUUGUAAUUUGUUCAAAUUGUUGUCCAGAUACCAGAACUGUAUCGGAAACAGAAGAAAAAAUAUCCAUUCCGUUAUUUCCAGGUGAAACAUCUUCAUACAAACUGAAAGAUUUAGUGGUAAAGGAAAUUCUGAAUUCAUAUGACGAUCAAUUAGUAACGAAUUUUUGUGAAAAGCUACGAUUUUUUCACAUCACUGAUUCACAAAUUGACGAGAGUAUGAAAGGAAGUCUUACAGAUGCAGAAGGAAAUUUGAAAUUGAAAUUUGAUGAAAAUCAUUUCAUCAGAAACAUAGAUAAUUGGUAUAUAGGGAAAAAUAGAACAACUAUUGUGAAAUCGCAUGUAAUAGCAUUUUUAUACGAGUGGACGAGUCACAAGAAAUUGACUGAGCUUGAAUCUCUCGGAAUAUACUUCAAAGAAAAAUAUAUUAUUGGAAAUAAUCAAAUAUUGAACAUCAUAACAGCUGAAGAGAGUAUCUUGACUAUACUCAAGGCCUAUAGAAGUUUUCUAGAAGACUAUAACACAAACCAAAUUUUAUUCAUUGAUCCUGAAGAUAAGAUCGAGAUUAUUGACAGAAUCAUAGAAUGUUAUGAGCUGCCUAGAUUCUGCAUACUCUUGAUUUCUUCAUCCGGAUUCGGUGAAAACAGUGAGACAUGUUAUAAUCACAUUAAUAAUAUUUUAGAAGAAUUUUCAUACAAAAAAGUCAUCAUUUUUUCUAAGGAAUCGAUUCAGACACAUUUAAGUAAGAGAAAUAUUACAACUAUCUUCGAUAAAGUAAAUUUCGAUCAUUUAAGAGAAACAUCUCAGAAAACUCUGCUUUCCAAAUCUGUUUGUUUUCAAGGUACCGACAUUCCCUUAUAUAAACUAAUUUAUCGAGGUACCAAUUUGUCGAUCGACGAGCUCAUGAAUGAUAGAUCGAACUUAAGUUAUUUAAUGGACCAAAAAACCAUUGUCGAAUUGAUAUUCGAACGAAAGAUUGAAAUAGGAACAGCAAUAAAUGAAAAUUCAGGAGACAUUCCAGUUUAUUACAGGGAAAGAAGGAUAACCAACUACGUGGGUGAAGAUUUCGAAGAACAAGAUGUCAGGGAUUUUGUUGAGCAAUCUGACAAGAUUUUCCUAAUAUCAAAUGAAGCAGGAAUGGGAAAGACUACUUUUCUGAAGAAACUGGGGUAUUUGAUUAAGAAGAAAUAUCCACACUUAUUCGUUUUAAGAAUAGAUUUGAAUCAAUUUACCGGUCUAUUCGAAACACACAAAAAUAAAGGCAUUGAACUAGAAGAAAUUUUGGGAAUCUUCAACCAAAAUCUAUUGAAAAAUAGUUUCGAAAAAAGUAUUUUUUCAAUGAAUGAUGAAAUCGUAUUAUUAGUGGACGCAGUAGAUGAAAUGAGUCCAACAUACACGAAACUGGUGAAGAAAUUCCUCCUGAGCAGUUCUAAACGUAAAAACAUUUCAAAAAUCUUCAUCACCACUCGUCCGCAUCUGAAAACAGAACUGGAAUCAUUUCUUAAUACCAAAUCGUAUCAGCUAUGUCCAUAUUGGUUCCUAGAACAAGUUGUGUUCCUCGGAGAGUACUGGAAGAAUAAUCUGAACAUAAAUGAUGUUGAUGAUGAAAACAAAUGUAAUAUGUACGCACAAAAAUUGAUGAGUAAACUAAUUAAAGCGAUUGGGACGACUGAUGCAUGGAAAUUCACUGGCAUCCCACUCCACAUUGAAAUGAUUGGAGAAAUAUUUCUGGAGUCGGAUAAGAAGCAGAAUAAUUGGAUAAGCUGUAAAGAUUUUCUGAUAUCUGGAUAUGAUAAUCCGGAGUUGCCAAUCAAGCUAACCCUCAAUGACUUGUACGACAUGUUUAUGCAAAAGAAAAGCAAAAUUUUUAUCGACGAAAAAUGCCUGGCUAAAGGAAAUACCGCCACAAAACUAUUGUUCGAGUCUCAAUUUGAAAAUGCUCUCAUAAAACAUCAGAAAGAAGCGGCUAAGCUCCUCUUCAAAGACAGUCAUUUCGAAUUGAUGAAUAUCUCAAAAAUCGUUGAAAACAUUCCUAUAGAAACCAUUGUGAAAAUGGGAAUAAUACAUGAGCUUGAAGACGGGUUAGUAUUCAUUCAUAAAACAUUCGCUGAAUAUUUCGUUGCUAAGGCAUUGUGGAAACAACUGAUUGAAUUGAAGUAUUCUCAGGAAUUCUUAGUUUUUCUACUAAGCAUCGUUUUCCUAGAUGAACAGUACGAAGGGAUUAGGAACUUUUUCGAAGGAAUCCUCACAGAGGAAUUUGAUGAAAUUCCAGAAGAAAUUCUCUGUAUUUGCGACUCUAUUGUCGAUUCCAUAACUUGGAAUGAAACAACCAAUAUACACAUAUUAGCUAGAGAGGGUCGAUUGAAUAUUUUGAAAAUAAUGCUAGGAAAAAGGGUGAAGAGGAAACAGUUAUUGGGAAUCAUAGAUUAUUCAAGUGGGUCCACUAUUCUCAAGGAGGGGAUAGUAUAUCCAGAAAUAAUAACACUUUUACUGGACAAAGGGGCAGAUGUUAACCAAAGAGAUGAAUGGGCGCGUACAAUCAUUCAUUAUGCGGGUAUACAUAGGAAGAUGGAGGUACUAAAAUUGUGUGUGGAUAGGGGGGCAGAUAUAAAUCAAAUUGAUAUAUACGGAUGUUCAGUAGCUUUAUACGCAGCUAGAGAAAACCACGUGGAAUUGGUUAAAUUUUGUAUGGAAAAUGGGGCAGAUAUGAACCAAAAAGACAUGUACGGACGUGAUGCUAUAGAACUAGUAGCAGAAAGAGGCAAUGUGGAAUUGGUGCAAUUAUCUGUUGAUCGAGGGUUUGCUAUAAACCCAAAAGUCAUAUAUCAUGCAGCUUCAUUGGGGAAAUUAGAAUUGAUGCAAUUAUGUAUGCAAACAUCGAAAGUAGAUAUGAACCAACGUGACGAGAGUGGAACUACAAUUAUAUUUCAAGCAGCUCAAGGUGGUGGAGAAAAAUUAGUGAAAUUUUGUCUGGAAAAUGGGGCAGAUAUCAACCAAAGUAACACGGAUGGAAGUACAGUUUUAUUGAAUGCGGCUGAGAGAGGCGAUUUAGGAUUGAUGAAAUUCCUUCUAGAGAAUGGGGCAGAUUUAAACCAGAGCGAUCAUAGAGGAAGAACAGUCACACACUAUGCAGCUGCCACAGGUCAUCUGGAGAUGUUGAAAUUUUGUGUCGGAAGAGGAACAGAUAUAAAUCAAAAGGACAAGAACGGAAAAACAACCAUAUUAUAUGCAGCUGGGUGUGAAAAAUUAGAGGUGAUGCGAUUUUGUAUAGAAAAUGGAGCAGAUAUUCACCAUUGUGAAAAUGAAGGGAGAAGUUUGAUACAUUUCGCAGCCGCAUCAGGCAAUUUGAUGAUGAUGAAAUUUUGUCUGGAAAUAGGGGCAAACAUCAAUCAAAGGGACAAUGAUGGAAAAACGGCGAUAAUAUAUCGUCGGUGUAAUUAG